This is a messenger RNA of Brassica rapa (field mustard), 7555 nucleotides long. Its product is annotated as protein trichome birefringence-like 34. The record is from RefSeq and is a predicted model, not a curated record. Gene Ontology annotation, cellular component: Golgi apparatus. Gene Ontology annotation, molecular function: O-acetyltransferase activity. NCBI's taxonomy places the organism in Eukaryota, Viridiplantae, Streptophyta, Magnoliopsida, Brassicales, Brassicaceae.
UAAAAAGGAAUCCAAGUUGCAGAUUGUUUAUUUCCACCUCCUUGCUUUCUGAUUCUUCCCAACUGAGCCAUACAAUAUUAAAUUUAUAAUAAUAUAAGCAAUCUAGAAUAGAGAAGAGAGCAAGUUGCAUGUCCUGUUACAUCACGAGAGUCACGAUAUGUUUCAUUGGGGUUCCAAGUGAUCUCUACGAUUAUAAAUAAUUAAAACUGAUUUCAUUUGUUUUAUAUAUUCAAGUGGUUCUCAAACUUUAAGUCUUAUAUUUCUAUCCACAAAGUUUACAAACUUCAAAUUGUUGUAUUUUAUGCAUAUCUGUAAUACAAUAAUAAAAGUUCGCCACUACGUAAUAAUUAAGUUCCACAACUUUAAAUCAUGAUGACAUGGUACUUGAAAAAUGUAUGAUGGGUUGAGAACUAUGUUUAUAUCUUCUCAACGUAUUCAUAUCUUUUUAAAAUAUUCGUAUUCUACUUUUACAUAUUGCAAAACUAAGUUUGGACUUUAGUUUGAGAUUUCUUAGUUAUAUAAAAGUUAAAUCGAUAUUGUAAACAACACAAACAAACAGCUAGCGAAACGAAUACGUCAUUGCAAAGCACCGAUAUAAUGGAUACGUUGUAGCAUAUGUGGUUUCAUACUUUCAUUUACUGUUUCUUGUGGUCGUCUAAUAUCGACAAAUAUAGCAUAGCUUACAAAUCAUAAGAUGCAUACUUAAUGUGGCCGCGAAAGGUGUAAAAGUAUAAUGAAUGGGAAAAAAUUGGCAGUGCAAGUGGGAGUGGGGUAGAUGAAUGUGUUGCAAGUUGGGCAAAACAUAUUAAUUGUGAUUUGCAUUUAGUUUUGUUUUUUCAAAUAAAUUAUGCUUUUGGGAUCCUUCGCGCUACCGUUUCCUCUAUACAUUGAUUGGACCUCUCCCCAAGUUUCCUAUCGGUCAAGAGAAGGAAAACACGUAAGACCAUCGUUAAUUCCAGUUUUUUAAUUGAGAUUUUUAAUUUCAGUUGAAAGACGAUUCUUAAUUUUUUUUUUAUAUUUUAACUAAAAAAAAUUGAAAACCGUUUUUUAAAUAAAAAAUAUAAGAGUCGUCUUUUAGAUGAAAAUAUAAAAAAAAAACAGAAAAAAACAAAAAAAUAUCAAAUUAUAAGUUAAGAACUCCGGCUAAAAGACCGAAGUUAAUAUACCCUAACAAAAAAAAGAAUCGAAUAUGAAUAAAUUAAUAUAAUUCACAACGGUUUACCGAAGGAAUAUAAUUAACAAGUUGCAAAAAGAUCAGUACUUUCCAGCAUUUUACUAUACGGGUGAUGUUCUUAAAGCGAAACACCAAUAUGGACGUACGGCAUUGACACUAUUUCCGGGUCUGGGUUAAGGUGGGGGCUAUCAUCAUUCGCACUUAAUUCCCUUUUUAAUGUAGCUCUGAUACCAUUUUGGACGGUAUUUCUUUUUGAGAUAAAACAUAAAAAAAUGAGAGAAAACAUUAACAAAUGAUGUGUCAUUUUCAGAGAAAAAAAUGAGUUUAUAAAUAGUAUUGGCACAAAUCCGAGGAAACAAUAUUCACAGUCUCAUUUUCAUGUUAUACUUUUUAUUUAAAAAUUGAUCCUUAAACUUUUAUAGUUUCAUUUUGUAUCUAAAAAGAAUUGAUAUUUGUGUUUAUGCUUCAAAAUUAUUAAAACUUUCAUAAUACAAUUAUAAUUUUAUAUAAAUCAUUUUAUAUUCUUUUAGAAACUAAAUUUGUGUCUAUAAUGAAUAUAUAGUUAAAAUAAACAAUUUAUGGAUAAAUUUGUAUUUAAAAGUGAAAAAUGAGAAGACCAUUGAAGUAAAACACAAACUAUUUUAUUUGAUAUCAUUUAAGAGAAAAAAUGAUGCAAACCGUUGGAGAUGUCCUAAACAUUAUGUAGAAAUUCCUAAAGAAUAUUAAGAUUUUAAACCAAAAUUCCAAGAUUAUUCGUGACAGAAAAAAUAGAUUAUUUGUUUUGUUAGACUAUUUCCAAUGUACUUUUUUUUGUUUUUAUUCUAAAAUAGAGUACAUAACACUAUGAUUGAAUUUAAGUUUACACUAAAUGUAAAAUAGUUUUUUUCUAAAGUUAGAGUGAAAAUAAAAAAUGCUAUAUAUUUUUGUAUUUAUAGAAUAAACUAAUAAUCUGUAUUUUACAAGAUUAAAUAGAGAUGUAUUGGAGUAGAUUUACUUCUAAUAUUAUCUCUAACCUAUUUCAGUAUUAAAAAAAAUUCUAUUAUAAAAGUGAAUUUUUACUAUAAUGUUUGCCUGUAUAAUAGAUCCUGUAUAAUAGAUUUAUUAUAAUUUUAGUGAAAAUAUUAAAAAAAAUUAUUUUUGCUUCUAUACUUAAAGUUAAAAUUAGCAUUCAUCUAUAUUUCUUUCUAAAAAUAGAAUAACUCUAUUAUAAAUGCAUAUAUUAGUACAAAUCAACGACUAUAUUAAAAAUCUUCUAUUUUAGAUGAAAUAUAAAAACUAUAAAAAGGGUUGGAAAUUUUAUAAACCCCAUUGUCGAAAUAAAUAAAUAAAUAAAUAUAUAUAUAUAUAUAUAUAUAUAUAUGAAUUGAAGAUGCUCUUAGUUUCUAAAUGAGUCAUCCUUCCAUCUAUUUUUGAAUUUUACAUAUAAGCAGAAGUGAGAUCUUUUAUUUGUUAAUCAGUCAUUACAAUAUAUGUAUUAAGUUGAUCAUUUUCUAUAGUAUAUUUCUAAUUGUUUUCUUUUCUUUUUGAGAAACUACUUUAAAGCAUCCAGGGGAAGGAAAAAAGUGUAGAGCCGCAUAAUUUAAUCACAGAAACUAGUUAUUUUGUUUAAUAUGAAUGACAAUUAGUAUUGGUUUGAAAUGCUUUUUCCGUAUAUUUUGAUGAGUAGCUCAUGUUUGAAUUAAGAAUGUCGCUGGAAUAUUUAGGAGCGUAGGUUAGAAGUUUUUUUUCUUUUCUAGAGAAUAUGGUUAGAAGUUUAUUGUAGAUGUAUUGAUUCAGAAAAACAAUUUUGUUUAGAAAAAAAAGGCAAAACAAUUCAUAUAUGCAAUGGAUUGGAUCUUGAGGUAACUUGAAGACAACGAGUAUUACGUGGAAACGUCAACAACUUUACCUUAUCCUUACAUAUAUAAGAUAUGACCAUCUCUGACUAUAUUCUUGGAUUAUGAAAACAAAAAAAAAAGCAAACAAGCACACCAAACUGUCGUAAGAGCAUAUCCAAUAUAAAACUCCAUUUUUCUUCUAAAAUAGAGUAAAAAUAAAAAUGAAAUAAAAUUGAUCUAACCCUUCUUCAUUUUCUAUUUCAUAAUGGAGUGAUGAACAAACAAAAAAUAGAUUAUUCUAUUUAUGGAGUAAAUUUCAUUACGAAGUGAGAUAUGUAGUUGGGUUGGAGCAUUACUUACUCCAUAUUCACUUUUACUCUAUUUUGGAGAAAAAAAAUUGAGUAUAAAAUAAAAAUGCCCUAAGAAAUAGUACCAUAAAGUUUUUUUGGCACAUUUUUCUUGGUUAUCUAUUAAACUAUUUUCAACGUAUUUUGUUAAUUAUUUUUAAAUAGAACAUUUAUAUAAUAGAAAUAUAUUACACUCUAAUGCAUUCUUUUAAAGUAGCAUUCUCUUAAAUAUAUAGUAAAAAUUUGAGGAAUACCAGAGGAAAAACAGAAUUUUUUGUCUAGACAAAGAAAUAUAUAUAGAUGAUAGUAAAUUUGAUUUUAAAUGUUAUAGUACGGUGCAAUAGUUUGAAAAACUUAGAAACACCUUGUUUACAAAAAAAAAAAAAAACUUAGAAACACCCAUAUAAGAUGGCCAAGGGGCAGUCUCGUUAAUCUAUUUAUCGAUCACUUAAAUACCGAGGCAGAUGCAAACUAGAACAAAAAUGAAGUACCAUCUCAUUAAAAUAAUAAAAAUUUAACAGCUUAUUCUUGUUUGACCCACCAAUUGUGCUCGAUCAAAUGCUCCAUCCAAAAACUAUUUAUGAAAGAGUAAACUCGUUGACUACUCAUUUAUAUAAUGUGAAAGUUUUUCAUGACUUAACUGAAAACGACAAUAGGAAGAAUGACAAAACGCUGACUGGACUAAGGACAGGUGCGACCCGUAAGAGAAUUCAAAUGAACACUCGAGUCGUGAGUCUCGUGACAUGAAACAGACGGCUACAAUACAAAAGCUCUCUCCAUCUUUUGUAAGGACCGUUUAUACGCUUGCAAGUCCUAGAUAAAUAUGAACACCAAUUUAGUUAGUCUAAAAUUAUAAUCUUACUCUUUAUAGGCUUAAAAUAUAUACUAGAAUUAGCAACGCAUUGGGCUAGGGGCCAAUAGACCCCGUUCCAUUAUUGUAACUUAAUUUAGAAUCCUACUUGUGGAGAAGGACUGUUGAGAUUUUAGAGGACUUAACCGUCAUUAAAGUUAAUUUUUCUCCAAUCAGGCUUUUCUUAAAAUUUUGUGACUUAGGGUGCGAAUGGCUUUACGGCUUUAAAGGCUCUGUGAAAUUAAAAAGUCUCUAAAACUUCUUUUUUACCAACCGUGUUUUUUUUUAAAAAUUAAUCAGCCUAAAAUCUUUAAAGUCACAAUAAAUUUAUGUUCUCUUUUGUGUUGUUUUUCCUAAAGCUAACAUUACGUGACUUUUACAACUUUUUUUCUUCUUUUUAUUUUUUCUCAAAAAACAUAUUUUCUGCCUUUCAUACCUAAAUCUUUUAUGUAAGUUUGUAACAAUUUCAUUAAAACUUAAGAUUGACAAAUUGAUCAUUGUUUUUUUUCUUGUUCAUUUGAGAUCCAUAUUGUAGUAUUUUUACAAUCAUAUAUAUUUAAUUUUUUAAUAGUAGUAUAAUUUUACAUUUUAAAUAUUAUUCAAACUUCUACAAUUUUAACUACCAAAUUGAUUUUAAUAAGACUUAAACUAACAGCCAAAUUCUCUAUAUCUAUAAUUCUAAAGUCAAAAUCUAAAACAAUGGGAACCUUAAAGUCUUCACAGCCUCUUCUACCUUUUCAUGACUUUAGAGAACUGUGAAAAAUAGAACUAAACUCUUUUUCUUUUUAUUUUCCUAGAAAAAUUAAAGAGCAUGUCUACAUCAAUUUAUGUUCCAUAAAUAAAUUCAUUAGUACACAACUGCUCUCUAAUUUCUUUAGCUAAAUAUCCAUUUUUUUCAUUAAAAAAUAUAUUUGGUGAUGCUAGAGAGGGACGCAAAUUAAUUUCUUAAGUUUACUCAUAGCCCAAAACAACAAUCAAAUUGUUAAUGAGAUAUAUAACCCAAAACUUUUUCUUGAUAAAUUGAUUUUAAUAAUUUGCUCAAAAAGUUUAUUUUAAUAAAAAAUAUUGAUUAUCACAUGUAUGCAAUAAUUGCAAAUAUGUUAUUAUAUUUUUUCACAUAUAUAAAUUUAGCAUAAUUUUUUAAUAGUCAGAACUUCUAAUUUUUUUGAUACCAAUCAAACAUUUACAAAUACUUAAAGUGACACUAUAGUUUUUAAAACCAAAAUCUCUGCAUCCAAAAUUUUAAAGCCACAGACCUAAAGUGGAAGUCGUUAAUAAUAUUUUGGUUUUAGUUAAUAAAUUUUAAUCUUAUUUUAAAAAAAUUUAAAAAAUUGUUGAUUUCAAUUUUUAGUUAUACAAUCAAUAAAUAAAAUAUGUUGUUGAUAAAUUUUGAUUGAUUUCUUGUUUUAAACUACCCAAUAUAUUUUAUGAACUUGAAUAAAUAAAAAGUAGAUUGCAAUAAAUAUGUAAUAGAUUUUGAAAAUGAAUCAUAAUAUAUAUUUAUAAUAACAGUCACGACUUCUAAAACUUUUGAUGCCAAUCAAGCUUUUAAAUUUUUCUAAAGUAACAGUUAAAACCUUUAAAGCCAAAAUCUCUCUACAGCCAUAUAUAACUGUAAAGUCAAAGCAUAAAACUAAAGUCAUUACUAAUCAGGGACCCUAAAGCACAGUAACUUAGUAAGUAUGCGAAUUUAAAUCUCAAGCUCACUUUAAUUAAGCCUUCAAAGUUGUCUUGGAGAGUUGGCAAAGAAAUUUCCCCACUUUAAAAAUUAUUAUAUACAUCUGGAUGUUUUUCUUGGUAUUGAUUUUCUUGGGGACUUGACAAAGAAAUUUACCUACAUAUACAUCUGGAUGUUUUUCCUGGCAUUGAUUUUCUCGCAAGUGGGCAUUGCUUGAGAAACUACCAACACAAAUUUUAGAAUUAUACCAAGAAAAACAUCCAGAUAUGUAUAUAGGCAUAACUUACAGCUACUGAAAUUUGAUUGGCCACCAAACUACAAAAACACUUCAAGAAGGCUGAAGUUCAAAGGCAAGUUAGAGAUGGACACAUCAAUAUAACCUAAAACAAAACAUCAUAACUAUAACAUUAACAGCACACACCCAAUGGGAAAGCAACAACUGUUGAUGCUGGGAAUCAGGGCGAGCUUUCACACUCUCUCCGCCGUGCUUGUAGCCGGAGUAAUAUUCACUACUGUGUUUUUGUCCCGAAACGUUUUACCAAAGGAACAUCCUCAAAGCGACGGUGCUCCAAACGUCGAAGACGGUAGAGACUGUAAUUUGUUCGAAGGAAAAUGGGUAUUUGAUAAUGAGUCAAACCCUAUUUAUAAAGAAGAAGAGUGCAAGUUCAUGUCUGAUCAGCUGGCUUGUGAAAAGUUUGGAAGACAAGAUUCGAGUUACAAAUUCUGGAGGUGGCAACCUCACACGUGCAAUCUUCCCAGGUUUAAUGCGACGAAGUUGCUGGAGAGUCUAAGAAAUAAGAGGAUGGUGUACGUAGGAGACUCCUUGAACAGAGGCCAAUGGGUAUCCGUUGUGUGUAUGGCUAGUUCUGUCAUUAAAAACCCAAAGUUGAUGCAUAUGCACAACAAUGGCUCUAACCUCAUCAGCUUCAAAUCUCUAGAAUAUAAUGCUACAAUAGAUUUUUAUUGGGCUCCCUUGCUGGUGGAAUCCAACUCGGACGAUCCAACAAACCACAGGUUACCCGAACGGAUAGUUCGGAUCCAAUCGAUAGAGAGACAUGCGAGGCAUUGGACGGAAUCUGAUAUCAUUGUCUUAAACUCUUAUUUAUGGUGGAGGAUGCCUCAUAUCAAGACACUGUGGGGGUCGUUUGAGAAGUUAGAUGGAAUAUACAAAGAAGUGGAGAUGGUGAGAGUUUAUGAGAUGGCUUUGCAAACAUUAUCUCAGUGGUUAGAAGUUCACGUUAACUCCAACCGUACCAAACUUUUCUUCAUGUCCAUGUCUCCCACCCAUGAAAGGGCUGAAGAAUGGGGAGGCAAAACUAAUCAGAACUGUUACGGAGAAACAAGUUUAAUAGAUAAAGAAGGAUAUAAUGGAAGAGGGUCGGAUCCAAAGAUGAUGAGAGUUGUAGAAAAUGUACUUGACGGGCUAAAAAGGCGAGGACUGAACAUGCAUAUGAUAAACAUUACGCAACUAUCGGAGUAUAGAAAAGACGGUCACCCUUCGAUAUACAGAAAACAAUGGGAGCAGUUGAAGGAAGAUUUGGAUCCAAGUAGUUACUCAGAUUGUAUACAUUGGUGUUUGCCUGGAGUUCCUGAUGUCUGGAAUCACCUCCUUUAUGCUUAUAUUGUUGAUAACCACCACUCUACUUGAUAACUCUUCUUACAUCUUUUAUUUUCCUUUCUUAUACUCCA